AUGGAUGCACAAGUCUUGCCUGUUUACGAAGGUUACACAUUACUAAACGCUUGGCAGUCGGCCCAGCUUGGUGGCAGAAAAAUUCACGAAGACAUCAGGUAUUACUUAAAUGAAAAUGCAAAGUUGCUGGAUGUUAUCAACGGAGAGUCGCAGUUAACCCCUUGUCCAGAUUCUUUUAUUUCGGAACAUAUUAUUGAAGAUAUAAAAGUUCGUACAUGUUUUGUUAGUCCGCAAAGCAGAGCAGCGCAGUGGAAGACUUGGAAAGAUUCUAAUGAAUCAUCGGCCCUAAAGCCCAAUAUGUAUCAAGAAACAUUUGUUUUCCCCUUAGAUAAGUUAGGAAACGAAAGACCAAUUCAAGUACCAUCAGAUAUCCGCGAGCUGGCAGUCGAAUGUUUGUUUUCCGGGGACAACGACCAAACAACAAUCACAACACUAAUUUUACGGUCUAUUUCGUUGGCACCUAUUGAUAUUAGAAGGAAGCUGGCAGAAAAUAUUGUACUCAUCGGCGGCACAACCAUGCUUCCUGGCUUCGUAUCUCGUUUAAUAGAGGAACUCAAUUCACAUGUUGAACUUCCUGAGUUCUCGAAACUACAAGCUUUAAAGGGAUCGUUCAAAUUUCACAAUCCUCCUGGUGAAGCAAAUUAUAUUGGAUGGCUUGGUGGGGCGAUUUUCGGUGCGCUUGAGUGUCUACCAGGACGUUCACUGAAUCGUUCUAGUUUCUUGGAGAAUGGUUUAGUCCCAGAUUGGUGUACCCAAAUCGAUCAGAAACAUAAUGGACUUGAAAGACAGGAUACUACUCGCCAGUGA
Messenger RNA from Schistosoma turkestanicum, 807 nucleotides. NCBI's taxonomy places the organism in Eukaryota, Metazoa, Platyhelminthes, Trematoda, Strigeidida, Schistosomatidae. The record is from the annotation of a GenBank genome assembly.